Molecule: messenger RNA, 5718 nt
Organism: Drepanopeziza brunnea f. sp. 'multigermtubi' MB_m1
Lineage: Eukaryota; Fungi; Ascomycota; Leotiomycetes; Helotiales; Drepanopezizaceae
Source: RefSeq, a predicted model, not a curated record
AUGCCCAGUAGCCCGACCCCUUACCCUGACCCUGACCCUGACCCUGACCCGUACCCGUCCCCGUCCCCGAAGCCCGAGUCCGUGCUAGCCAACAGCAGCCACCAUCGUCUUUCUUGGUCUGUUCUUGGAGCCAGCCGUCCGGUCUGUCUGGUCCAUUCCAUCCAUUCCUUUCUGACACUGAUCCCAUCCGAUCUUGUCCUUCCUCCUCCCUCCUCCCUCCUCCCUCAUCCCUCCUCACUCCUUCCCCCCCUCCCCACUCACCCCCUUCCCCCUUCCCCCCCUUCCCCCUCCCCCCCUCCCCCCUCCCCCCUCCCCCAGCACAGCACAGGCUGCAUGCGAAGAACCAUCGAACGACCACGACCUCGACCUCGACCUGGCCAUCAACGCCCAAGACCAACAACUACUACUACUACUUCGGUCGGUCCAUUGAAGAUGGAGCCCGAGGCCGCCUCAGUCCCGGCCGCACAAUGGGCCAGGAUGCACGCGCCCGAGGGUCUGCGACAGCGACAGCGAGACCGCCUGGCUCCUCGAGGAAGGCUUGGCCCCCCCGCUCGCAUCGAGACGACCGUUCGCGAGGUCGACGGACUGCCAAAGAAUGGAAUCACGCUCGCGCCGGCACCGCGGUCCAGGCUGACGGGCAAACGCUCGCUCGCGCUGGCCAAGAAGAAGCAAUCGGAGGAGGGAUUGCGCAAAGAAAAUAGUCUCAGUCGGAGGGCCAAGAGAGAAGCCGAGGACGCCCGCUUCGAGAUCACCCCCGACGGGAGCUCUGCGGGACGCGAGGGCCGACAGUUCACCGUCGCGAAAGUCGGGAAUAAUGGCAAGAUCUAUUUACGCCCGACCAUACGUCCUUCCAAUCAGAGAUAUCCGCAACCGUCGUUCGUGUUCCCCAUCACGCCGCCCAGCACGGCCGGUCUCGAUGCCUUGGUCGCCCGGAGCGAGGCGGGCGACGAUUCGCAGUAUGGGAGCCUAUGGACGUCGUCCCGGACACCUUCGAUGCCGGCCGGACCUGGGAGCGAGCAGGCGAAAGCCUCGAGAGCGCCGCGCCGGCAACGGGCCCAGUCCGCCUCGACGGUAGGAGACCAGCACUUGCCAGUCUUGGGCUCGGGCGCAGGCGCGUUCAAGAUUGUGAUUGAGAGACCAGCAACCAAGCCCAAAGCUCCCGAACCACCUUUCGGGGGAAUCCCGACGUUGGAAGUCUCUAUCCCCUCCCAUAAACUGGGAACCCCGCGCUUUAGCACGAGAGGCACUGCGCUCAUACGAGGGUCCUCGUAUACCACGACCGAUGCUGAGCGUUCCAGUGGUGUAUCCUCGCAGGUCCUGAGUUUGCAUCGACCAAGCCAAACCCUGUCGAGACGACAUUCCGACGCGUCGCCUCAGCAGCUUUUCUCGCCUACAGCUCCCAGUAUCCCGCUCCAUAGGGGGCCCGUCUGUCCCCCCAAGCUCCUGCGCCAAGGCACGGCCAUCGUCCCUGAGAUGUUCGACACGCUGACCUUCAAGCCGGCAUGUGACCACCCGUCGAUUGUGCGAUAUGCGGUGGGCGGCGGUAUCCGAGCAGCGACCCCAGCACGCCUCGUCGCGGAGAUUACAUCACCCACAUUCGUAGAUUACGAUCUCCUAUCCGACUUCUUCUUAUCAUACCGCUCCUUCCUGGACACGACGGACCUCUUACACAUGCUCAUUGCACGGCUGAGGUGGGCCCUGGCCCGAGACGACGAGAUGGGAACCGUCGUCCGGGUCAGGACCUUCGUUGCGAUCCGACACUGGGUCCUGAACUACUUUCUGGAUGACUACGUGGUGGAUUAUGAUCUGCGGAAAUCUUUUUGCGACCUGCUGAAUGGGUUUGUGGACGAGCUACUCCAGGACCCAUCGCGAACGAAGGUGCCGCUGAAGAUGCUUGCCGAGUUGAAAAAAUGCUGGAGAAGGGUGUGCGCGCUCUACUGGGACGGACCGGAAUUCGAGGGCGAGUUCGACAGCCAUGUUCCCAUCCUGCCGGGUGGAGUUGCGGGUUCUAGAAACCCCGCGCUGGACCCGACCUUCUGGCAAACCCGUCCCGAAGGACCUCCACGGCUGGAUGGUAUCAUACAGCCGGACUUUGCCGAGCAGCCCAACACCGCUGGAGGUCGGCGAGAUUUCUUUGCCGAUGUUUCGCGGGCUGGCCACCCGCACUCAGUCUCGGAUCCUCCGCGUGAUCUACAUGAUCCGGCCCAAGAUUCCUACGACAGCCAACCCCGCCGCCCGCCCUCAAGCCUACUCAGUGAAGACUUUGUCUCGUGCUCGUUUCCUUCCCGCCAGCGGUCUGGAUCGGCACGGGCGGUGGGAGCCCAUCCCGUACCAGCCAGCUCGAUAUACGAACCUCUCCCUCCUGUGGCGACGACGCCCAAAUCUCUUGCUGGCAAGCGCGUCCGUCCCGUGCAUGCACACAAGCGAAGCGCGAGCUUCUCGGACUCCUACAGAGACAGACGCACGACGCCGCAACAUGAACGGAGAUUGCAGCAGCCGGUGCAAAAGGUCAUCUUCAAAAGUACGGAAUUACUCCUUGCCUUGCCAUACGCUGGAAGUAUUGUCAGAGGUAAUUUGUUUCCACCUGGGCAAGCCUUCGUCGAUGUGAUUGCCCCCACGACACCUGCAGAGGUAGAUCGCGCAACGACACUGUUUCCCGACAUCCCGUCGGAACAGAAGGGCCCGUCCGCCAUGUCAGGUCCUGGGAUGAAGAGGCUGCUGGGAAGUGUGCGUCGGGCCCUGAGCUCUAGAACCGGGGGCCUCGGUGGAAUCCCCAGUGCCUCUCCCACCCAAGGUAGCUUUCCCAAUAUCCCGCCCUUGGGUGUCCGCGGAGCGACUGUCAAUCGUCUUCCGGGAACCGCCGUUGUCCCACAGGCUCGGUCGCGAGAUGCGGCGCUGCCCAUGCGAAUCGACUUGCUCGGUGCGGAGAUUGCGGAAGAUUUUAAGAAGGCUGUAAGAGAGGAUGCCGAGGCCGAAGCGGAAGCCCAAGCCGAAGCGGAAGCCGAAACCGAAGCCAAACCCGAAGCCGAAGCAGCAGCUGAGCAGCGCGAGACCGACGACCGCAGAUCAGAAGGAGGCGGGCAGUAUGCUGGCCUCCAGUACUCCUCCAUGGCGCCGGACACAACUGACGAGCAACCCGAGGAUCGGAGAGAACUGGUGAGCGAGAUGAACGCGCGUAGCAAUUCGUAUCCGAACUUGGAAAAUACCACGGAGCUAUCCGUCAUGACUGGCGCGUUAGCCCGUAGGCUAUCGGCAGACAGCCCUCCGGAUCUGUAUAUUCAUCCUUCUGGUGGCCCCACGCCGCCCUCCACUCCACCCGAUGUCACGCUGGGAACUCCAAGGCGAACGCCACAUGUUCCAGCUGAUCACGCGAGACCAUGCUCGACCUCUUUGGAAGGCACUCCAUCCUUGGUGGUAGAUCCACGACCGUCCGGAGAAGAUGAGCGCUCCCCGUGCCAUCGGCCACCCGGAAGACUUGGCGUGAAAAAUCCAAAAGGUCUUGCAUACAGAACCAAGAGAUCUGGGUCCUUGCGACGUCAUGCUUCCUUCCACAGUGGGUUCGAACGGCAUCGAAGCGAGUGCAGCUUCGAUGCGGCAAGCUUCUCGGAAUACGAGGACCCAGAGCGUGUUUCCCACGUCUCAUCCGCCCUCUCCCCACUCAGAGUCCUGCGACGGCGCCCUGGGGGAGAUUUGAGAGCCGUCUCACAUGUGGGAGAUCUCGAUACCCAAGAAAACCGCCGGCCGAUGUCAACUGGCUCAUUGACCGCUUACUCCGAAUCGAUCCGUAGCUCUUACCUAUUGGGGCCCGGAUCAAGCCAUUACGUGGACGUCGUCAACAGCGACUACGAUCAUACAGAUACUCACGAGCAGGACCACUCUCCUGGUGCCCUGACUGAACUCGGCCCCAAGUCCCACGUAUCCCUUUUGAGUACCCUGUCAUCUCAGCCAGUCAUGCGACCUUCGUUUGCGAAAGAAGCAGCCAUGCUCGCCCAGAUCCCUGAUGAUGACGAUGACGAUGGAGGUGUCGAGUCUGCUCUAUUGAAGCUGGAGGGAAAGUUCGAGAAACGAUGCUCUGACGUCUCCAGAAGCCUGAAACCCACUCCUGUUGGCAUCGACAGCUUCGACCGCUUUCCUCUCGAUGUGAGCACGUUGGCCCUAGAGCAUGAAGACGCAGGGGAGAAGCGACGACAUCGGCAGCGGCAUAUUGUGGAGCCCGCGCCCUCAGAGUCCUUGCCACGGCCUGCGCCAUAUCGACCUCAGUAUCGACAGUUCCUGGAAGAAGUGAGGCCGUCGGUGUAUCAGCCCGAAGGAUGUCAACCUGCGCCUCCGCUCUUAUCGCCCCGAUCCGUCGAGUCAUACAACUCUAUCCCACUUCUCGAACGUGAGUUGACUGGGGACAGCUAUGUGAGGGAAAAUCGAAGACGGUCAGCGCGUUCUGUACUGCAUGGCGAAAGUACAGAGGGACCGGACUAUGACGAACACAACCCGGAAUCUUCCCACGUGAAGUCUAUUGGUUUCAUGGAAGAGACAGACAGCAUGAGAGGGAUCUCCGCAGGGGAGUCUCGAGAUGAUGGGGACCGAUCUCUCUUGGACAGCGAGAAGGGCGAUCUUUCUUCGGAAAUUUCGCUUGAAAGUAUCUCAGAGAUGGGGCACACCGAACAAGAUUCCAGCACCGCUCAAUCAUUCCUCCCCACCAAAGGGACCGCCCUCUCACAUCCCCAUCGCCAACCGCCAUCCCCCCCAAUGACAAUGUUACAGGCACUCAAUCUUGGUCCCCCCUCGCCUCUACCACAAGAAUCAUACAGUACCCUUCCCCCAACACCAGAGAUUACGCCAACUGGAGCGUUCUCCGUGAAGGAAUCCGGAGUAGAGAGGGGCGCAUCUCCUGCGACGGAAUCGCUGCGAAGCCACCGCAUAUCUGAACCCUCUCGAAAGACAUCGGUCCAUCUGCCCUUCGUACUAGCCUUUGACUCUCAGGUCCUUGCUCAGCAGUUCACACUGAUAGAGAAAGAUGCACUCAACGAGAUCGAUUGGAAGGAUCUGAUCGAAAUGUGUUGGAAGGAUGUGUCUACCGAAUCUCGCUCGUGGGUUGAGUUCCUCCGCCAACAAGAGCCGCGUGGAGUUGAAGUUGUCAUUGCCAGAUUCAACUUGAUGGUCAAGUGGGCCGUGUCAGAAAUUGUUCUCACUCAGGAUCUCGUGGAGCGUGUCCGCUGCAUCAUCAAGUUUAUCCACAUUGCAGCACAUUGCCGCAGCUACCGCAACUUUGCGACUAUGGCUCAACUCACCGUUGCUCUCACAUCCAAGGAGAUCUCCCGCCUGGUCAAGACAUGGGCACACGUGCCUGCUGCUGAUAAGGAAACCCUGAGACAUCUUGAACUCCUCGUGACACCGACUCAGAACUUCCAUAGCCUCCGGGCUGAGAUGGAAGGAGCUGGAGCAGGUCAAGGCUGCAUCCCCUUCGUUUGCAUCUAUACGCAUGAUCUUCUGGUCAACUCCGAACGUCCAAGCCAGAUUGCCAGUACUCCAACCACCGAACCACUGGUCAACUUCGAGAAAUGUCGGACAGACGCGACUAUCGUCAAGAACCUGCUUCGAUUACUCGAGGCCAGUUCCUUGUACCAGUUCCAACCGAUUGAGGGCAUCACCGAGCGAUGUCUCUGGAUGGCUGCUCUGACCGAUGAGGAGAUUACGAGAUAUGGGAAGGCAAUUCAUGAAUGA